UGCACCACCAACACUGUAACAUAACCAUCCCCUUCUGCCAAGAUUGCCGUCGACCUCGUCGGAGCGGCACCGCCGCCGGCGAGUCCCGCCUCUCACCCCUCUCCUCCUCUCACCGCCGCCCACCGUCUCCUAUCCCUAUCACUUCCUGAUGCCUCCGCAGCCCACCCCAGCGGCGGCCAUCGCCAUGUCCGCAUCCGAGCUCCCUCUCGGCCAACAUCCGUUACGCCCCCACCCAAACCCUAAUCCGGCUUGGUCGCCGGUCGCCGGUCGACGGAGCUCGGUGGCGCCUCUUUUGGUAGCUUCCACUGAUGAAUGUGCUGUCAAUGGUAGCUGGAGCCAUCAUGUUUCCUGUGCUGGGUUGUUCUGUAGUAUAUUAUGCCGGCGCCAUGAACUGAUGUUUUCGAUGGAACAUGUUUGGUUUCUUCUUUUAUAGAAAGAUGAGCUUUGUUCCUAUCGGAGUCACUAUGAAAUCCUAGAUAUUAUCAUGUUCUUGAUGUAUUCUUCAUAUAUAUAUUUUUUGUUGGGAGCUACUGAAUGCUUUUGCUUUCAACUUCAUUGCAUAAAAAUGGACGACACUUACAAAGUUAUACAUAGUUGUAUCAGAGGGAGGCAUGGAUUCUUCAUUGGAAGCAUAGCAGGAAUGUUAUUUUGAAUGUUCGAGCUCGAUGUCUCUGUGGGAGGCUGUUUUCGUGGUCACCUUAAGCUUGUUGUUUUGCAUCCAUGGUCAACUAGACAAUCUUGGUUUCAUAAGCAUCGAUUGUGGAUAUAUCACGACGCCGAGCUACCAGGAUUCCAAGAGAAAUCUAACAUAUGUAGCCGAUGUGGGAUUCACCGAUGCAGGGUUUAUCCACAAUGUUGAUGUUGGGAGCAUGCAGAUGGAUCUUUCACAGCAGUACACAACUGUUCGCAACUUCCCCAAUGGAACUCGCAACUGCUAUACGCUCAAGCAGCUAACAAGAGGUGGCAAGUACCUGGUGAGGGCCACCUUCGGGUAUGGCAAUUACGAUGCUCUGAACAUGACUCCUGCAUUUGAUCUGUAUCUUGGGGCCAACUACUGGGUCUCGGUGAACAUUACUGACGCUAGUAGAGCAUACAUCUAUGAGUCGAUUGUAAUGUCCCCUGAUGAAUUAUUGCAAGUUUGCUUGGUGAAUAUUGGGUCAGGAACCCCUUUCAUCUCUGGGCUUGACCUCAGGUCACUCCCUGCAAAUUUUUAUCCAGAGGCCCAUGUGUUACAGACUCUGGUUUUGCUCAGCUUCUUCCGUGAAGGGGUCAGCUUUGGCCUCAAUCGCUUCCAUUUUGGAACUGAUAACCAUAACAUUAGAUACCCAGUUGAUCACUAUGACCGUUUCUGGCAGAGGUAUGAAGACAUUCCUGGCUGGGAAGAUGUACCUGACAAAAUGAACGGGACAGUCAAAACGCCCCAAAACAACACCUAUGGUGCACCAUCUGAUCUGAUGCGUAGUGCAUCUACUGUGGUGAAUGCCUCAUGGAUGGACCUGCGAUGGAGUUCUGAUGCAUCCAUGGAUGUUGGCAUCAGCCCUGAGUACUUUGUUGUGCUCUACUUUGCCGAGUUGCAGGCAAUCCCAGAUAAUGCGUCACGACAGUUCCUCGUCUCUGUGGAUAACACCUUGUUGGCUGCUGGAUUCAGCCCACGUUACAUGAUGGCUGAUGUUUUAUCACAGACUGUGAAAGGCUCAGGUCCGCAUAGCAUCCUUCUCAAUGCAACAAUAACAUCCAAACUUCCACCGAUGGUUAGUGGCAUGGAGAUAUUCUUGGUGCGGACACUAAAAGAGUCGCCCACUGACUCUUCAGAUGCCAACGCCGUGAUGACUAUCCAGACAAAGUAUUCUGUGAAGAAGAACUGGGAGGGUGAUCCUUGUUCUCCCGCAGCUUUUUCAUGGGAUGGAUUGAGCUGCAAUUAUACUCCGAUCGGAGACAUCCAAUAUAAUCCCACGGGUUUGCACAGAAUAACAGCUUUGAACUUGUCAUUCAGUGAAUUGAUUGGUGACAUUGAUGCUUCCUUUGGUCAGCUCUCAUCGCUCCAACACUUGGAUCUAUCUCACAAUAACCUGUCAGGAUCUAUACCUGACUAUCUGGGUGAAAUGCUGUCACUUACCUUUCUGGAUUUGUCAAACAACAACCUCAGUGGAACAAUUCCAACUUGUCUGCAAGCAAAAUCUGACAGUGGGCGGAUCAAACUAAAGAUUGGGAAUAACCCCAACCUAUGUGGAGAUCAUACCUGCAACCCCAACUCCAUUUCUAAUGAAAACAAGAAGAGGGAUAAAGUUGUAAGUCGUGUAAUAGCUGCUGUCAUAGUAGCUAUGGUGUUAGCCCUAUCCCUAUCUGCAGUUUUCAUUUGGUACAGGAGAAGGAAGACAGACCCAGAUGUUCUUCCUCAAGCUGAUCCAUACAAGAGUCGGAGAUUCAAGUACAAGGAGCUCCAAGACAUAACGAAUGACUGGAAAAAUGUAAUUGGGGAAGGUGGGUUUGGUCAUGUAUAUGCUGGAAAAUUGGAGGAUGGAACUGCUGUUGCUGUCAAGGUUGAAUCACAAACAUUGCGAGGAAAUCGUAAGCAGUUUUUGGCAGAGGUUCAACACCUGACCAGGGUUCAUCAUAAGAAUUUGGUGUCCUUAAUUGGCUAUUGUGACGAUAAGGAACACAGAUGCCUUGUGUAUGAAUACAUGGAUGGGGGAACCCUGGAGGCCCGGCUCAGAGGUCAGGAAGCUCCAUCUGAACCACCCCUUACUUGGCUGCAACGUCUUAACAUUGCACUAGGAUCUGCCAAUGGAUUAAAUUAUCUGCACAGGUCGUGUAGUCAGCCUUUAAUUCACAGAGAUGUAAAGACAGGAAACAUCCUUCUGACAGCAAGCCUUGAAGUAAAGAUAUCUGACUUUGGGUUGACAAGGGCUUCCAUCCAUGGGACAGUGGGAACACACACCCCAACCCAACUGGCUGGCACUCCAGGAUACAUGGACCCAGAAUCCCUUCAAACUAGUCAUCCAAGUGAGAGCAAUGAUGUGUUCAGCUUCGGAGUUGUUCUCAUGGUGAUCAUCACAGGAAGGUCAGCGAUUGUCACCAUCAAUGGUGUGGAGAGGAACCUUGCACAGUGCAUGCGCGACUGGCUUUUAAAUGGAGGAGGAAUUGAGGCUAUCACUGAUCCGAGGAUACGAGACAAUUGCAAUCACAGCUCAGUAGAGAUGGUGGCACAAUUGGCUCUAGAUUGCACUCAGCCCACUGGUCAGGACCGGCCAAUUAUGGAGGAUGUUGUCACCACACUGACGCAGAGCUUGCAACUGGAGCUGUCAUUGUCAUCGCCGAGCUUCAUGAGAUCCAGAACCACCAUCUCAUCAGCUGUUCGGUUCACCGGUUCAGGGUGUGCUGAUCGCGAUGCCGCUGCUGACUACAUCGCUGCACUUCAGUUAGAACAGGCCUUUGUCGAAACAUCAACAAGGUAUGUGACAUGCGAAUGACAGCCUGCAAAAUUACGCGGGCCUCCGCACCAGCUGGGUACGUGACAUGCAUAGCGAAUGUGGCAAAUUUUCUAGGGAAUGUGGCAAAUUUUGUCAUGAACCGUACAUCUAGUACUCGCUUUUGAUUUACAUGAACUUCCUCCUAUAUUUGGGCAUGAAAUGUGCCUCUUGUUAACCACUGGCUUCUGUUACUUUUGGUGAGUAGAGGGUGCUCUGUUUUUCUCUGAGUGACCCUUGCUAUCUUAAUUUUUGACACUGCCUGCUAUGUAUCAUCAUAUCAUUCUUCAAUUCCCAAACCAAAAAAAACUUCAUAUGC
Oryza brachyantha (malo sina) is the source of this 3786-nucleotide messenger RNA. RefSeq names its product putative leucine-rich repeat receptor-like protein kinase At2g19210. Gene Ontology annotation, molecular function: ATP binding; protein binding; protein kinase activity. Gene Ontology annotation, biological process: protein phosphorylation. The record is from RefSeq and is a predicted model, not a curated record. Bases 666 to 3470 code for a protein of 934 amino acids. NCBI's taxonomy places the organism in Eukaryota, Viridiplantae, Streptophyta, Magnoliopsida, Poales, Poaceae. The transcript has 12 exons.